Messenger RNA from Helianthus annuus (common sunflower), 1631 nucleotides. RefSeq lists its product as uncharacterized. The coding region runs from base 152 to 1411 and encodes 419 amino acids. The record is from RefSeq and is a predicted model, not a curated record. The transcript has 2 exons. NCBI's taxonomy places the organism in Eukaryota, Viridiplantae, Streptophyta, Magnoliopsida, Asterales, Asteraceae.
GUUAACCGACUUUAAGAAAAACGGCACUGAUUUAUCGGAGUUUAGAGGUUUCAUGAAUCGAAUUGCGAGUGCAUACAGAGGCUACGAAGAACCACAGACUGGAUUGUUCUUGUGAAUAAUUCGAGUACAGGUUGAACGGGCGAUUGGAAGAAUGAACAUGUCACAUGGCAAGUGUCAUGCGUGUGGGGACAAUGGUUAUUUUGUUGAAUGCAAAGACGUAAAAUCUGACACCGAGCCUGUGAAAGUGGUGCACGAAGAAGUAAUAGGUUUAAUAACAACUAGUGAGGACCCAGAAUUAUCCAAGGUGAGGCGUCGAGGGUGGUACUUGGCUUCUAGAUGCACGGUGCACGUUUGCAACUCAAGGGACAUGUUUGUGGACUACCAUCCAUGGACUGGUCAUGAGGUGGUUUUGGACAACAAUGAGCAUGUUAAUGUGGAAGGGAUUGGUUCGGUGGUGCUCCGAUUCACCACUGGUAAGAUUUUGACUCUUUCAAAUGUUUUUCACAUCCCCGCAAUCAGGAAAUGCCUCAUGUCUGUCGGCAAACUUACUGACACCGGAUUCAAAAUACUUUUAUGGUCUGGUGGAGCCAUCGUUGAGAAGAAUAAUGAGGUUGUGGGAAGAGGAUACAUCGAGGACGGAUUGUUCCGGCUGAGCAUCACAAAAUUUGACAACGAGCCUGCGAAAGUGGUGCACAAUGAAGUAAUAGGGUUGAUAACUGAUGAGGACCCGGUUUUAUCCAAGAUGAGGCGUCGAGGGUGGUACUUGGCUUCUAGAUGUACGGUGCAUGUUUGCAACUCUAGGGACAUGUUUGUGGACUAUCAUCCAUGGAGUGGUCAUGAGGUGAUUUUGGACAACGAUGAACACGCUGAUGUGGCAGGGAUUGGUUCCGUGGUGCUUCGAUUCACCACUGGUAAGGUUUUGACUCUUUCAAAUGUUUUUCACAUCCCCGCAAUCAGGAAAUGUCUCGUGUCCGUCGGAAAACUUACUGGCAUUGGAUUCAAAGUAACUUUGUGGUCUGGUGGAGCCACCAUUGAGAAGAAUCAUGAGAUAGUGGGAAAAGGAUUCAUCGAGGGCGGAUUGUUCCGGUUGAGCAUCAUAAAACCUGACACCGAGCCUACAAAAGCGGUGCAGAAUGAAGUAAUAGGCUUGGCCAACGACGAUCAUGCUGAUGUGACAGGGAUCGGUACAGUGGUGCUUCCACUCUCAACGGGUAAUGUUUUGACUCUUCCAAAUGUCAUUCACACCCCCGCAAUUAAUAAGAAUCUACUAUCCAUUGGCCAACUUGCUUACACUGGAGUCUCAACUGUAUUUUGGAGUGAGGGAGUCACCAUUGAGAAGAAUCACGAGAUCCUGGGAAAAGGAUACAAGAAAGGCGGUUUGUACCUGAUGAGCACGCACGCAUGGGAGUGAGGAGUGAUGGUUUAGGUCUUGGCAAGUUGGCUACUAAUCAUGUCGGUUUUUUCGUCGUAAAAUGGUUGCAUAGAAACUAAGAGAUAUGUUAUAUUUUGCAUAGAAACUAAGAGAUUACCUUUAUCUUUGUUUUCUUCAACCUCCUUCAGUAAGUCAUUUGGUCAUAUACUAGAUAUUUUCAAACUUCCUUAUUUUUUAACAUUUUUAAUUUUCCAAAUCA